AUGCGAAACUUCAGGGGGAUGCCCGUGAGGAUCCGAGAAACUAAGGGAACCUCUCGAAGGGGCCCGGCCAAACCACCCCGGGACCGCGAGUUCCCCUUGACCCGCGCAGAGAACCACAGCAGGCGGGGAAGAAGUCAGGGCAUCCAGGAAGAUCCGGUGUUGCUGAGUGAGGCUGGGAUCCGAUUGGCUGGAUCUCGGUCUCCCCGCCCCCCCUUCCGCCGCGUCCGAAAAACAGUGAGGGGAUUGGACAGCGCCGAUGAGAACGUCAAGGAGGAUGCCCCUGAGGACACCCUGAGAGAAAGGAAGGGAACCUCUCGAAGAGGCUCGGCAAAACCACCCGUGCCCCGCGGGCUCCCCUCAAGCGGCCCGCAGAACCGGAGCAGCACGGGCAGGAAGUUGGGGCGUCAGAGAAGAGCCGGAGCUUGGUGGGCGGGGCUGCGCGCCGAUUGGCUGGUUCUGGGCCGGCGCGCAGGAGCCCGGUGA
This is a messenger RNA of Rangifer tarandus platyrhynchus (Svalbard reindeer), 483 nucleotides long. Lineage: Eukaryota; Metazoa; Chordata; Mammalia; Artiodactyla; Cervidae. The record is from the annotation of a GenBank genome assembly.